Cooperia oncophora is the source of this 558-nucleotide messenger RNA. Lineage: Eukaryota; Metazoa; Nematoda; Chromadorea; Rhabditida; Trichostrongylidae. The record is from the annotation of a GenBank genome assembly.
AUGGAUGAUGACAAUCUGUUUGGUGGAGAUUUAAGCGAGAGCAGCAGUGAUGAGGAACAGAGUAACCACUCCUCCAAGGUCGUGCAAGAAACAGCUGUGGUCAAAGAGGAGAAACCUGAUACUCGUAAACCAAGAGUAUCCUUCACAUUGGCUGAUGACGAAGAGUCCAAACCGCAUCGGUAUUGUCUCUAUUUUCACGGAUUAGGUGCUCCGGCCGAAGCUCACAAAUGGGCCCAUAUAAACGAAAAUAACAAGAAAGAUGUUUUCACCGCUCCUACUGCUCCCGCUCCAAAGAAGAUUCAUCAGGGACAAAACGAAACCUGUCGUUGUGAAGGAAAGAGAAAGCGUGCGAUUCGCUCAGUAUUGCCCGAACAGGCCGAAAAACCGUCCACUAGCCAGCCAGAAAGCGCCUUACUGCAGUUCGUCAAAGCAGAGCAGGAAGAGGAAGACAUUCUUCCAAUCAAACCACUCAAUGAAGAGGACGAGCUGUUACGACUCAAAAUGCAGGUAUGUCGUUUUAAUUAUAGAAAACGGACCUGCUUCGAUGAGUUCGUAUAA